Molecule: messenger RNA, 1302 nt
Organism: Coniophora puteana RWD-64-598 SS2
Lineage: Eukaryota; Fungi; Basidiomycota; Agaricomycetes; Boletales; Coniophoraceae
Product: carbohydrate esterase family 16 protein
Exons: 7
Coding region: 94-1071 (325 amino acids)
Molecular function (GO): hydrolase activity, acting on ester bonds
Source: RefSeq, a predicted model, not a curated record
GAGCCGCCCUUUCUUGCCUUAUAAACCGGGAGGGCGCAAAGAGCCCAUUCACCGCUGCUCCACGAGAGCUAACCUCGCCGCCCGUUCGUGCUCAUGGUUUGCGCUUGGCCUGCUGCGCUUUUCCUUGGCCCUCUUCUCUCCCUUCUUUCGCUCCUCCGUGGCGUUGUCGGCGUGGCGAUCUUACCUAGACAAGACAGCAGCAGCGACAACGAUGGUAUCCACCUUGCGGUCAGCCCCGUGUGCGGCGCGCUAUCCGGCAAUGUCUCGGAGGUGAACGCGGGCAUCGAUUUGUCCUCGAUCAAGACGAUUGUCUCGUUUGGUGACUCGUACACUGACGGUGGUCGUCAUGAUGGUGGGCCCCUCGCUCCUGCGGUCAUCAUUCCUCCCAAUGCACAAGCCGGGGGCAGGUCGACGAACGGGCUGGUAUGGAAUGAGAACAUUGCCAACGAUAUCGGAGCAACGCUCAAGGACUAUGCGAUUUCGAGCGCUGUAACGAACAUCACGCUGUGGCCCAACAACCCCAAACCCGUCGACUUCAUUCAGCAGGUGGAUCUGUUCCUCAGCCAGAACAACACCCUCGACUCAGAGUCAACGUUGUACACUGUCUUCUUCGGCAUCAAUGAUUGGGAGGAUUCUCUGACUCUCGGUGACUACCUCCCUCAAGCUGCACAGGACCUCCUCGGGCAGAUGAAGAUUCUCGCCUCCGCACCCACGAACGCAAAGAACUUCCUCGUCACGGACGUCUACGGACGCGGCACGGAGACGACGGAUGGCCAGGCGUGGCUGCAGUCCAUCUUCGACGGCCUGAUCGAAUUCCACAGCCAGGGCAUCAACGUCGCGUUCGCCAACUACGCGCGUAUCUGGGACGGCGUGCUCGGCUCGGACUCGGGCUACGAGGCGUUCGGGUACACGAACACGUCCGCGUGCGUGAUCGGCAACGGGACGCUGACGUACGGGUCGUGCGCGCAGCCGCAGACGUACUUUUACUGGAUACCUGGGCACCCCUCGAAGGAGACGCACCGCAUUAUGGCGGACUACGUUGAGCUCGUGUUGAAGGAUUGCGCUGUUUAGGGGCGACGGGGAUUUAAGUACCUAAGCGCCUGAUUCGUUGGACUGUUUUUUAUCGCUGCUAUUUAAGCACGACAUUCAGACUUUUAUCUUGGGCAUACUCUGUCACUCAGAUUGGGUAUACGUUUGUCCCUGUCGUUACUUUCAUGUGGAUAAACUUGUAUUGGUAAUGAGUUUAACGUUGUCUUUCUCGUAGCUUGUCGAAGAGCUGAGAUGCCUGAAUCGCAUUAAACA